AUGGAAAUAGAUAAACCAGAUCAUCAUGUUUCAUCAAUUAAUGAUAGUUCUGUAAUGAAUAGUUCACCUAAUGCAAAACAACAUUCUUCAGAUCGUAAUAAUGCCUUUGUGGUAGAAGUGAAUAUUACAAAAAUUAUGGGUCCUGAUUAUCAACAAAGUGUUGAAGCUUUAAAAGAGUUAGAUAAAAAUUUAAAUUCUGCACCAGAAUCAAUUCUUCCUCAUGCGGAUGAAAUCGUAAGAUCUUUGGCACUUAAAGUCAGAUUGUCUUACAGCCAACUUGAAACCUCAUCGCCAACUUUAGUUCGAUUGUGUAAACAUCUAGUUAAUGCUUUGGUUUUAUUGUUUUCAAAUAAAGAUUUAGCAAUGGCAGUAUCUCAAGAAGCUUUAGAUACAUUAUUAUCAGAACUUGCUCGACGUUUGUUAGAUCCAAAAUUACAAGAACUCGAGUCUGGCCAACAGUUGUCUAAAGCUUUGAAUGUUUCUAUGGUUAAAGUUUUAGAAAAUAGUAAUCGUAAUGCUACAUAUAGUGCACUGAUAUCCAUACUUGAAAAAUACUCUGAUUUAAGAAAAGCAAACGAAGACACAAUUUUUGAACAAACGAAAUUUGCAGAAUUGAUUAUGAAGUGUCUAUGGAAAUUAGCCAAAUCUGUUCAAGAAAAUCUUAAAGCUGGCACAUUGAAACCUAAUCAAUUACUACGAGAUCUAAAUGAUUUUUUCUUAGUAACACCACCUGCUGAAUGGAAAAGACGUGCCACAGAAAAAGUGGCGCUUGGUGAAAUGCCGCUUCGUACGGUAAAAACCUUGUUGUCCGAAUUGAUAACAGGACUUGGUGAAGGUGUUUACGAACAUUUGGAUCUUAUCGAAGACCCACCAAAAAGUUAUGUUUAUCCUUAUUUGCACCACAUGCUUGAGGGUUCAAGGAAAAAACAACAAACUCCAAAUCAUACCAAUCCUGAUAGUAACCCACCAAGUAGACCAUUGUCUAUUGAAUCUGUAAGAUCCCUUAGUUCAGAACCCAUUGGUUUAUCAUCUAACGACUCACCACGCUCAUCUCCGGCUCCAAAAAAAGAAUCAUUAAUACAAAAAACCAAUAUAUACCAAUCAAUAACGACAAAUGAAACAAGAGCAAGAGGUCCGCCUAUACCUGACAUACCAGUACACUUCAAUGAAACACAAUCCAAUUCUUCAGAACCAGUUAGUCCUGCGUCGCCACGAACUCCUAUGACACCCAAGUUUCCCACACCGACAAAUAGUGCACGUUCAUCUGGCUCACAUGAAGUCGAAUUAAAUGCAAGACUGACUCAAAUUUUUGUUAAAAUUGGAACAAGAGAGGAAACUAAACAAGGUAUUUAUGAGUUAUACGAAUUUCAAAAGAAACAUCCUGAACUAGAAAGCAAAGUUUCAGCACAAUUAUCAAGGACAGGAGUAUACUUUCAGAGUUAUAUUAAACGUGGUCUUGCAAAUAUCGCAGCAGAGGAAGAUGAAAAAGCAAAAGCAAAUAUCAUCGCAGAAGCUAAAUCAUUAUUUCCUACAAAUAAUAACAAUAUAGAAAAUCCUAAUUUGUCAGAAGAUGAUGCUUAUAAACAAAAGUUACUGAGGCUACAACAAACAUUUAAACCAGUUGAUUGA
Messenger RNA from Entrophospora sp. SA101, 1629 nucleotides. Lineage: Eukaryota; Fungi; Glomeromycota; Glomeromycetes; Entrophosporales; Entrophosporaceae. The record is from the annotation of a GenBank genome assembly.